Messenger RNA from Enhydra lutris kenyoni (northern sea otter), 468 nucleotides. Its product is annotated as histone H2B type 1. Gene Ontology annotation, cellular component: nucleosome. The transcript has a single exon. NCBI's taxonomy places the organism in Eukaryota, Metazoa, Chordata, Mammalia, Carnivora, Mustelidae. The record is from RefSeq and is a predicted model, not a curated record. Gene Ontology annotation, molecular function: structural constituent of chromatin; DNA binding; protein heterodimerization activity. Bases 1 to 381 code for a protein of 126 amino acids.
AUGCCUGAACCCGCCAAGUCGGCUCCGGCCCCGAAGAAGGGCUCCAAGAAGGCGGUGACCAAGGCGCAGAAGAAGGACGGCAAGAAGCGCAAACGCAGCCGCAAGGAGAGCUACUCGGUGUACGUGUACAAGGUGCUGAAGCAGGUGCAUCCCGACACGGGCAUCUCGUCCAAGGCCAUGGGCAUCAUGAACUCGUUCGUCAACGACAUCUUCGAGCGCAUCGCGGGCGAGGCGUCCCGCCUGGCGCACUACAACAAGCGCUCGACCAUCACGUCCAGGGAGAUCCAGACGGCCGUGCGCUUGCUGCUGCCCGGGGAGCUGGCCAAGCACGCCGUGUCCGAGGGCACCAAGGCCGUCACCAAGUAUACCAGCUCCAAGUAAACUUGUCAUCUUCAGUAGCACCAGCGUCAUCAGGCUCUUUUAAGAGCCACCCACGUUGUCACUUAAAGAGCUGUAACUUUACAAGCU